This is a messenger RNA of Varroa destructor (honeybee mite), 7164 nucleotides long. Its product is annotated as 4'-phosphopantetheine phosphatase. Gene Ontology annotation, cellular component: nucleus; cytosol. NCBI's taxonomy places the organism in Eukaryota, Metazoa, Arthropoda, Arachnida, Mesostigmata, Varroidae. Gene Ontology annotation, molecular function: pantothenate kinase activity; ATP binding. Gene Ontology annotation, biological process: coenzyme A biosynthetic process. The record is from RefSeq and is a predicted model, not a curated record.
CUGUCGAUCAUCACAGAUCACACCUGAACUUAUCCACUACUUGAUGACAACAACAGCUUGAUUACACAACCGCUACCCGUUGGGUAAUCAGCCAGCCACUUGACAAUCGAUACCGCCUAACAGACAGACGGAAAAAUCGAGAUACAAUAAUAGUAUAAUAGAGUAUCGAAUAUAUUUCUUCGAACGACUAUCAUUAGCGUACGUUAGUGCUGAACAGCAUUCUGGCCUAUUAUACCUACAUCGGUAAACAAGACGAGAAGCGACCUCGAUUCUUCCAUAAUCCUCGUAUCGAGUUUACGAGCGAUCAUUUUCCAUACACUUUGCCGGUCGUCAAUUUGGUGCGAACAACAACCAAAGAAACGAUAUGGUGCGCUGUUUACUGUCGUCUUCCCCUCUCCCCCUCUUCCUCGCUAUCACUCUUUCUUGCCAGUGCCUUUAGCCAGCCCGCUUAUGAGAGCAUUGUUAUUGUUAUUAUUGUCUUCUGCGUGUGCACGAUACGACCGUCCUGUCCCGGUGCACGCUGUGAUGGUCUCGUUUUCCCCCCCCUGUCUGUUUACCGAAGCAGCAGUACUCAGUGGCAUUGGCGUAAUGAGUAGGGGUACAAAAUUGUAGCACCGAUCAUUGGGCAGUCGGUCGGAUCAGAGUAUCUGCUGUUAUCGUUAAAUCUCGCAUUGCGUAUGUGGCGGUUCGGAGUCCGCCGGCUGCGACACUAAAUUCCUGGCCUGUGUCGCCUGUUGUUACGUGCGGCAUCUCAGUCAGCCUCCCUGCAAAACUAACAGCAAGCGGCCGGUAAAUUGGUUGCAUUAGCAGUGGCAAUUCAAGCCGCCUGGACAGGUCGGAGAGUCAAGCCAUAGGUCGUUUCCCUAACACAACGUAAUAAACGCCGACCACUCCAGUUAGGAAUACGGGGUCGUUCAAGAUCAGCUACUGCGGGUGACUGGUAGUGCAGCUCUCCGUAGUGUGUCGGACUCUUCGUGUUUGACGUUGUUAUGAUUAUGUUACUAUGAUUACGAUCAUGUAGACAAUGCGCGACGGUGGGAUGUUCGAGCGUGUUUAUUUAUUUAUCACCUGUGUGUAUACAGGUGCUUAUUGUGUAGGGAAAAACAGGACGAAUAACACAAAGCAAUUGAGAAAUAAUCGGCGGACUGAAUAACGGGUUAAUGAGCUGAGACUAAUCGGAAUCGUUAACGAGUGCGACGAGGUGGCGAAGCCCCGGUACGAGGUGCAGAGUAACCCUUAGUGCCCAUGCAAAUCCCGCGAUACCGGAGACGACGACGACGACGACGACGACGACGACGACGACGACGACGACGACGACGACGACGACGACGGUCAUUUUGCUAGCGGCAGUAGCGCGAAUUUAUUUCUUUCCAAUGUCGCUAACAAGCAGCAGGAACAAUGUGGAUACAAGUGGUGUUAAACAGAUCCUUCGCAAGUAGACUGCUUUCUUUGUCUCUGUAAACGAUCCUGCUGGUUCCGGCGCAUAAUGCUGCUAAAAUUGUUUACCUACAUUUGGUUUUAGGUUUACAGUUGACGCCAUUAUUAUUAUUAUUAUUAUUAUUAUUGAUGAUGAUAACUGAUAGCACCAGUUUAAGUGUCUUUCCAUUCCAAGACACACGACAAGGGAAGGCUACUUCUAAUCGAUCCGUCGUAAAGAUCGAUUCAUUUCACUUUUUUAUCUCAGUUCUUUCUGCGGUUGUCGGUCAGUGUCUAUGCUCACCAUCAGUCGGCGAAUUUUGUGCUCGUACUUCGACUUCGGAUCAGAUCGAUAUGCUUCGAGCCCAUGUUUGUUAUGCGUGUGUAUUGGGUUAUCAUAAUCGUUCCGCGAAUAGGUUGUGGUUAGUCAACUAAUGAAUGCACGAAAAGCUCAAUAAUAACAGUAUUACUACUAAUCGUUGUGGAUCAGUGCGCAAUUAAAUCGCAUAAUUUUGCAGCAUUUUCACAAGGUACGUGUUGUCGACGCUGCGGUACGUGGCUGUAAGCGGAUACAGUGUCAUAAUAUUGUCGCUUUUCCGGUUGAGCCUAAAGCGGAUCAGCUGAUCGGCUUGAUGUAGUACGCGAAUGGAAGCGGCGGCUAGGUAAAUAGCUAACUACUGCAAAACGGGCCAAAGAUAUCGUUGGGAGGCACAAUGUUAGUACUAGCGGCGACGAAAAAGGUAGCUCAAAAGUGUUCGACAAAUCGAGAAGAGUCGACCACAUGAAAUAUGAAUGCAUCUGAUAGGGCAGCUAAACUAGUUGGAUGAUUGAAGACGGGGCGUGCGCUGUCAUUAGUACAAAACAACAACUGGUAGCGUCUAGUCGAUUGCCGGGCUGCACCAGGAAGUCAAAUUGUACCGAGUACGUAUGAAUUGAAGCUACCCUUCUAGUCAUAAAGUCCCGGGGCGCAUAGAUUUCAUGUUUGAGUCCUGUUUAGCAACAGCAGGCAAAUGGCCUCUCGUUGAGGUGCUUUGUUUCCUAAGGCGGAGUUGCUAUCGUUAAUGACAGCAGAGUAUAGCUUCUACCUGUAUCGGCGCUGACUACAAUAAGAAUAGCCGACAACUUUUCAACUGGGGGGAGGGGAUGAUUCUACCUAAGAAAUUGCCCCAUUUGUACCUCCGCCAUCUCCACUACUGUUGCUACUGUUGUGUGUAUAGUCGGAAAAACUUUCCUUUGUUUACAAUUCGGACAUCUUCAACGUUUAGGAGCCUGUAAAUAAAAUAAAUGGUCCAGACGGUGAUAAUCAUCCUAGACCUCUUACUUUUUUCUACGUAACGACUUGUUCAGAAGACAAUAAGAUUAUCUAUUGAACUGAAACCGACGAGUACUAAAACAACAACUGUCUAUUCAAGGCAUACCAGACGAGCUUGGUGGUUCUUAACAAAUAAUUAGGUGUCACGUAUCUUAUUCGAGCCUACUUAGAAGCUUGUAUAAGAUACCUACUGAACCUAUCGAAUGAACUCUACAGUAAUCAAAGGGGAGUUUCGUAUAUCGAUAAAUGCCUAGGGGUGGUGCUAGCAAGACUUUUCAACAACAAACUUAUCUACCUAACGAGUCAUUAGGAUUUCAUAACGUCUCAUGGGGGUUAUUCCUAUUAACUGUUUGCGUUCGACGAAUCCUUGGGUGAUUGAAUGAACACUUGGUGCUCACACACCUCUAUAAUAAUAAUUCAUAAUCAUAUUAAGCUGCCAUUGCACAGCAGUCUUCUGCCGUAGCAGCAAGUGACAUCUUGAGUAGAACAUUGAAUCUUUCGAAGUGUGCAUUUUAUUUCUAUUCAAUUUCUCCGUUUUAUUAUGCAACAAUCGCUUUGUUUCCGGAUCAGUUACUGCGGCACCCGCUGUACGUGGCCAUCGAACGACCUGCAAACAGAUACAACCAUUUCUUGGGUUAGUUUUCCUACUGCGUGUUGAUCAUACAGGUACCACCACCUUGUGGUAGUCUCUCUCGCUGUCCGUGUUUUUCCGUCGGGUUCAUCCCAGUUUAUCGUUGAGUUAGUUGAUUCGUGGCUGUUUCGAACAUUCUUUUUAUUAAUAAGUGAUUUAAGAUUUAAGUGCAACCAUCGAUCGAUCGAUACUGCGGAAUCGCGUAUGAAAAGGUCACAGUUGUACAUGGUAUUCAGCUAAUACAAUAUUCAAGACUACCCAGUACUACCUUCUCGCUCUCCGCAUAUAUCAUAUGUAUAUAAAGCGCUCAAGGAUAACAGCCCGUCCUGAAAUGCAGAUACAGAGAGUUCCAUUGUGUAAGCCAAUUGUGCCAACGUCUGAAUCGCUAGUAAGCCCUCAUCACUGACAAGAUUUCGCUAUGUCUGGACAACGGGGAAAACAGCCGACCAUACAGCCUGAGGAUGACAAGGACGGGUUCCCGUCAUUGCGUAAAACGCCCCUAAACCCGAAUGCAUUCAGUGUGCCGUUAUUUCCAAAUGUGCCGCUAAGUAGUGGGAUGAACUCGCGGCUGCAUUAUCCGGUGCCGGACAUGUUAAGCGAUAUUUCACCGCCAUUCCAUGCUGGGUCGCAAGCCCCGGGUUCGCCGAGUAUUCAGAAACCCGAUUACGAACUGCCAUUGACAAUUGCUGGUAUUGAGAAGCAAAACGUGAAAUGGAUGGGUCUUGACGUCGGAGGCUCUCUAGCAAAGGUCGCUUAUUUUGCGCAACCGCCCGUGAAAAAGCCAGAUUACCUCCAACAGAGAUAUCUUGACAGCACCUUAAAUCAACUUCAUCUGGCUAAGUUCGAUUCAAGUAAACUCGACGAAUGCUUAAAGUUUAUCAGACGAAAAGGCCUGUCAGAAAUACAUGCGACCGGCGGAGGUUCAAUCGUGAACAAAGAUAGAAUGAAACAAGUGCUCACACGAACCUGUAAGCUUGUGCUCGAGGACGAAGUUAAAUGCGUUGUAAAAGGGGCAAACUUUCUUCUAAAAAAAGUACCAAACGAGGUAUUCAAAAAGUCGACCGAUUCGGAAAGUCAACGUUGCACUGCAGAAAAUAGCUUGGAUUGCGUGUUUCCAAUAAAUGAACCAACGUGCGACCCAUUUCCUUAUCUACUUGUACAUAUUGCGUCCGGUGUCUCCGUUGUAAAGGUCGAGUCAGAGACCCAGUUCGAGCGAGUGGGGAGUUCUACGCUGGGCGGUUCGUCAUUCUGGGGUUUAGGGUCGUUAUUGACUGGAGCAGAGGAUUUUGGUGAGUUGUGUGGCCUAGUUGAAGCGGAUCAACGUAUAGGGACAACGUACAACAUUGAACGAAUCUAUGGAAGUGACCACAAGAAUAUCUCAAGUUCAUUGGAGCGUUCCCCAGGAAGUACUCCGAAAUUUACCCACCUCGUUCCGAAUGCGGAGGGCGCUCCACAGGCAACACAAAUACCAACUUCAGUUAAACCGGACACGUGUGGCGAUGACCUAAAGCUCGAGGAUAACGUUUCUCGCAGUGAACUGGCCAUGUCACUUUUGCGUAUGAUUUCCAGCGAUAUCGCUCAGUUGGCAAGUCUGUACGCGUUGUCGCAAGAGAUCAAACGGGUCUAUUUUACUGGUUAUUUUUUGCGUUCCCGGCCAAUGUCUAUACAUCUGCUUCGAAGUGCUCUUCACUAUUGGUCAAAAGAGCAGGUUGAACCACAUUUUUUCCGGCACGAAGGUUAUUUAGGAGCGAUUGGAGCACUUAGUGCUUGUGUGGACGCUGAUGCUGAUACCGAUGAGCAGAAACACUUUCACAUGGCUUCCUGGGAAGAGAACUAUGCUUGCAGUGCAUUGCCAGACGAACCGCUCGGAGUGCAAAGUCAUGUUGCAUUCGACCGAAUCGACUGUGCUCUGGUGAUUUGUCCGUUGUUGGCGACCCCCGAUAUUUAUGUUCCGGAUAGAGAGGACUUGGUGGAAAAUGGUCAGGCUCGCGAGUACUGGUUGACCACACUGUGGAAAAGUAUGGAUAGUGUUUGUGCGAAAGCAGCCAGAAGUUGGCCCGACAUGCCACACGUGACCACCAAGUCUAAUGUAGCGAUGCUUCGAUACCGACAAAUAAUUGAGUACCUGUGGCAACAUCCCUCCACUUUCGGACCUCUGUCGGUACGUAGCCUUCUCGACAUGCGAGAGCAGUGUUUAGUCCAGUGUGGAUUCGUGGAUCCGUUUAUGAAAGAAAAAAAACAAGAAGUUACGGAAGCGUUGAGCCUAUUGUCAACAUUGGUACGAGGGCUUGAUAAUCAAGAUGUGGAAGAGCGAUGGAACAAUUUGACUCUCGGAAUUCUGCAAGGAAACGUUUUCGACUAUGGAGCACAAGCUGUUGUCAAUGAGCGGCGGGAGGCUCAAGAGCAGAAUAUUCACUUCGGGUUUGCCAACGUUCGCGACAGAAUACAAAUGGCGAAAUGUGUUCAGGGAAGCCGAGCUGCUUGGAUAUCCCGAAUGAAAGACAAUGCUGCUCCGCCCUAUCGACGAGUCGCUAUCUUCAUUGAUAACUGUGGAUUCGACCUUGUACUUGGGGUAAUACCGUUCGCACGUGAACUGCUGAAAUGCCAACAGACCUCAGUGAUACUUUGUGCCAAUUCACGACCUGCUCUUAACGACGUCACCAUUGAAGAGCUGAAAAUCAUCUCGCCCCAAAUAGCUGUGGUGGAUCAGUUGUGGCGACAAGCCGUGGAAGAGGGACGGGUCGAACUCGUCGAUUCUGGUCAGGGCUCGCCGUGUUUAGAUCUCACACGGAUUAACAGCUAUACUGCUGAAACGCUGGCCGAUUGUGACCUGCUCAUCAUCGAAGGCAUGGGUCGCGCAAUACAUACUAACUAUCUACUUAGUGACGCCUACGAGAAACGUACCUCAGAGUAUCUGAGGAUGCGGACGGAUUUCACAUGCGAUUCAAUACGCGCUGCUGUGUUGAAGACACCUUUCGUGGCUGAAAGCCUCGGUGGUCGAAUAUAUGACUAUGUUUUCUAUUUUACCGAGGGCCAAGUACGAAGCAAAGAGGACACUGAAGUUAAGCGCAGCACUAGAUAAGCGUUUUUACCUGUGUACUAUUGACACUUCCCUUUUAAUGGACACUUAUAAAAAAAAACCUAAUGCCCUUCAGUCGCCUGAAGCAAAGACGAUGUCGCUAGAUGAGCUCAUCUGUAACCGUAAAGAGCACGAAGAAGCUGAGGCUGAAGGGCAAUACAAGUAGUAAAAACAGAAGCUUCUGUGAAUCGCUUCGGCAGUGCAAGCAGUGCAAAUGUACAUAUAAGGAUUAAUGACAUGUGAAAUGCGUUAAACAAGUCCAUACGAAACAGUACACGUGACAAUAAGAUUCUGUGGGGUAACAGCAAAAAAUGGCAUUUGACGUUGAAGACAAUACAGAACGUGCAUGAUAAACAGAGGGCGCCGUCGAGUACAUAAAUACCUAAUAAGUAGUUAAUGAGGGUAAUUCAUUAACAAUCACUAAAACUGGAGCAAGGUCUUGGCGGGGCUGUGAUCCUGGUUGUAGUCUUGAGGGCAAUGAGGAGUAAGCUUAUACGAAAAGACUGGCUGUUAUCGCUCGGAGAAAAGUGUAUAUAUAUGAUCGUAAUGUUGAAGUGCACAGUGGGCAAAAGAUAACGGAUGAAUUUAUUGGGAUGAAAACGAGGAGAUAAUCGUAGUGCUUUAUAGGCAUACAUGAAAAGAAGCAAUUGUAUAAAAAAUAAAACAAAAAGAUGGUGAUUAACAGAAUAUAAACUAAUGAUAAUAUAUUGUUGACUCUAUGCUAAA